Messenger RNA from Betta splendens (Siamese fighting fish), 6289 nucleotides. RefSeq names its product epsin 3b (gene epn3b). The record is from RefSeq and is a predicted model, not a curated record. Gene Ontology annotation, biological process: endocytosis. Lineage: Eukaryota; Metazoa; Chordata; Actinopteri; Anabantiformes; Osphronemidae. Gene Ontology annotation, cellular component: endosome; plasma membrane; clathrin vesicle coat. The transcript is spliced from 11 exons. Bases 2509 to 4308 code for a protein of 599 amino acids. Gene Ontology annotation, molecular function: phospholipid binding; clathrin binding.
GUGCGCGUGGAGACGAGGAGGGAGAGCGAGCGGCGCGCCGCGGCUUUAUCCUCGUCCUAUGCGGAUUUCUCCGCUGACCGCUUGGCCGAGCGGCUCUCAUCCCACGUCGGGCCGGGACCUAGACGCUGACAUCCCCGUUUAAAAGGUCCCCCGGGCGCGAAGUGUCCAGUUCUCUCUGACGGUUGUCACGUUUAUGUGAGGGCCGGAUAAUCGUGUUACGCUGCCUAGCCGAUCCCAGCGGAGGGGACAUUAUCGACGUUGAGGAGGACAGGGGAGAGGCGAGGAUGCUCGCUGCAGCAGGGGACAGAUGAGCGAUGGCGAAAGGUAAACCGCAAACAGAAGACGUGAUCGUAGAUGUAGUUGCCGGUCAUCUGCGGUGUAGUUCUCACAUUCUGAGUGGGGAUGUGUAAGCUCGGAGCCGCAGCACACACAGACAACUCCAGCAGUAGUUGGCCUACACAUGGCAAAGCGCACAGCGCAUCCGCCGCAAGAGGGGGCGUGUGUGCGUGAAGGAGACCGUGAGGGGGCGGAGGUGGACACUCCAGGUAACUACAUUAUUCAGCACCAUCAUGGACGCCCGCUAGUUUGACCACUGCCUAAAUAUGCUCAACACCUGUCCCCACAGCACGCAUGCGCAGCGGAGAACGUGGACGCCGUCCUUACGUCUAUUCUUUGUUUCAGCAAUCUUACGCUUCGAGAGUUAUAAUAGGAAACGCAGGCUGAUUGGUUAAUUAAAUUAGUUUUUUAUUCAAUGAUUUGUAUUCAAAAAACGAAUCUAUCCUCAUAAAGACCCGAUCAUCGUGACUGACAGUUUCUGAGUUGCUCCAUGUUGUCUUAGUGAAUCGACUGCUCAUCCAGAGUUGUUUAACUCAUACAACAAACUUACUUGUACCAGUAGAUCAUUCAGAGCCUGUACUAAUGAAUUAUAAAAUGUUCCUAUAUAUAUAUUUAAACCAAGAUUGUGGGUUCUAUAUUAUUAUCUAUAAUCACAGAGCAGCUUCACAGUUUGUACCUGCAUCUCUUUUGUGCCGUUCUCAGACACUGUGAAGCUAAUACUGUUUCGGAAAUGUGUUUGCAGUCAACAAUAGAGUUACAGCAGGCAGGAGAAGGUAGAGAGUCCAGGUAUGCUGGGGAUUUUUCUGUGCCCAUGAUGAAGGUAAAAGGUAGGUGAGUAGCAAACACCGGAUGUCUUCCUAAAGUUCUUCCUUCUUUUUCUUAUUGUUUCUGCUGACAGGACUACACGCCUACAUUAUAGCAUGAGUGACCAAUCAGCAGCACACGCUUGUUCCCUCAUAAGGCCUCACACAGUAGCCAGCAGCAGCUUGGUCCAACCGUUGUGCGUGUAUUUACUCUAUGUAGAUGAGUGUGCAGAAAGGUGAUACAGAUUAAAUCUGCUGAGCUUGAUUUUCCUCCAUAUGCCCUUUAGGCUCUCUCUCUCCCUCUAACACUAAUGCAUUGUGUUUCACCCUUCUUAUUUUCUGUGUGUGUCCCUCCUGUGUGCAUCUCAUGUCCUCUCCACUUUUGCUGAUGUUUGCUUUCCAGCUGGAUGAGCCUCCCAUGAUGGUAGUUUCAACAUAAGAAAAAUAAACCUUACUGAGGUCACUGCGAUGAGUUAGGCUGUGUGCCUGUGAGGGUUUCCAGACUACAUGAGAAGUAAUACAAGCCUUUAAUGACUGAUCCCCCUGUGUCCUCUCAGAAGUAUGAAUUUAGAAGAGAAAAUGGGUUGUGUGUCUGUGUGCACACACAGCUGCAUGUGUGUUGGCCUGAAUUUAAUAAGCUUCCAAAGAAGAUUCAUCAGACAUCUGAGCUUUUGCGUGACCUACUUCCUUCUGAGCAUGCACCAACUGUGGGCCAGUCAUUCAGUAGCUGUCAUCAGCCGUUGUUUUUAAGACAUAUAAAGAAAAAACUGAGAAUGAGAGGAGCCUUUACUUUGUCCCACUUACAUGUAGUUCUAGAGAUAUUCUUGGUGCCCAGAGGAUGAACCCUCUUAAUAGGAUGGUGCUUGGGUGACUGAACUUACAUUAAGCACGGAAAACCAAUAAUUUUGUAAUAAUGUGACUUCAGUCUUCUUCUACUUUAGUUAGUAUGUUGAUAGUUUGAUUUUGACUCUGUAUUAUUACACAAAUUCUAUACAAAAAUAUUGAGUGAACAUUACACAUCAGCACAAUGUUGUUCUAAAUGUAAAAUAAAUCUAUGACAGCACUUCCAUAAGAUUAAUUUCCAUGGAUCCCAAAAGGUUAAAAAAUAAGAAAAUUAACCCAUUUAACAUUAUUUUAUUAGUGCCAGUUACAAAAUGCUAAAAUGUCAAAUGUUGACUGAAUAUCCAGUGUCUAAUAACUGGCCAAGAAUAACACAUGGCUUUUAUUUCUUCACCUCCUUCAUACAGCGGUGUUUUGUAACUCCUGACAGAGAAGAGGAGACGUCAUUGCCCCAGUCAUCCACCUUGUUCACCCGUUGAGUGUUUGUAUUCCACUUCCACGUCCCUCCACAUCUCCAUCACCCGUCACCAUGACAACCUCAGCCUUGCGGCGGCAGGUGAAGAAUAUUGUACACAACUAUUCAGAAGCAGAAAUCAAGGUCCGUGAGGCUACCUCAAAUGAUCCUUGGGGCCCGUCUUCAUCCCUUAUGUCGGAGAUCGCCGACCUGACCUUCAACGUGGUGGCGUUUGCAGAGGUCAUGGGCAUGGUGUGGAAGCGCCUCAACGACAGUGGCAAGAACUGGAGACAUGUGUAUAAGGCCCUGACUCUACUGGAUUACCUGCUGAAGACGGGUUCAGAGAGAGUCGCCCAGCAGUGUCGGGAAAACGCAUUCACCAUUCAGACGCUGCGUGACUUCCAGUAUAUAGACCGUGAUGGCAGAGACCAGGGCGCCAACGUCAGAGAGAAAGCGAGGCAACUGGUGUGUCUCCUCCGGGACGAGGAGAGGCUGCGUCAGGAGAGGAGUCAAGCCCUAAAGACCAAGGAACGUAUGGCCGGGGGAGGCAGUGGGGGAGGCGGGGGUGUGUACGGCGGUAUCCCCCCUUCUUACCACCCUGGCAGGCGGACCAGUCAGCCCAGCAUGGCCGUGCUGUACGGGGAGGAGUUCAGCCGCUCCAGGGGCUCUCCCUGCUCCUUCAACUCCUCGUCCUCGUCUCCGCACGCCGCCUCAGACUUGGAGCAGGCUCGACCUCAGACCAGUGGUGAGGAGGAGCUGCAGCUCCAGCUGGCAUUAGCCAUGAGCAGGGAGGAGAGCCAGAAGGAGCAGCGCUGUCGCCAAGGAGACGAGUCUCUGUUGCAGAAGGCCCUGGAUGAGAGCCGCAGAGAGAGCCAGUCGGGCACGCGAGAGUCAGCCAUGUUGGACCUCGUCGACAUAUUUGGAUCCUCAUCUGAGCCCCCGCCUUCCUCUACCGACCCCUGGAACUCAGUUCAGACCAACAGUGAUAUGAACUCUGACACGUGGGAUGCUGUCGCCGUCCACUCCAGCACGCCUGUGGUUGGCAGCCCAUGGGCGACCCCUCAGCCCCCCAACACAUCCAACCCUUGGGCUCCAUGUACCAAACCACACACAGAUCCCUGGGAACCAGUGCCUGUCUCCUCCAGUCCUGUCAACCAUGAAUGGGACAGUCCGACGGACCCCACAACAGGUUGUGAAGUGGCAGAUCUAUUCAUGGCACAGGACAUGGAGAAGCCUAAACAGGAUGUUCCGCAGGUGUCGUCUCCUCAGCCUGCCAGCCCCACAGAUGCAGAAGUGUUUGGCAUAAAGACAGAAUCGGACCCAUUUUCUGGACCCGAAUCUAAGGCCGAUGUGUUUGGGACGGAGCCAGUGAAACCCCAGGUAAACGGGCGAGAGUCCACUAGCCCCGAGAUGUUCGACCUGUCCCACCUGGCGCCACCGCUGAGCGCCCCGCCCGCCCGCGUGUGCCGGACCCCGGAGGCCUUUCUGGGACCUACAGGGGCCUCGCUGGUGAAUCUAGACGCUCUGAUACCCACCAACCCCCCCAGCAAAAUGCACAACAACCCCUUCCUCUCAGGUUUGAGCGCUCCGUCUCCCACCAACCCCUUCCACUGCGACCAGCCUCGUCUCACCCUCAACCAGAUGCGACCUUCCUCCACUUCCCCGCUGCCGCCCCACAUGCUGUCCUACAGCCCGUCCCUGCCGCUCCCUCUGCCUCACCAGACACCCACCCUCCCUUCGUCCCUCACACAACCUCCUGCUGGACUCCUAGACCUACCGUCCAACCUACCGCAGCCCCUGAUUCCACUUUGUCCUAGGCCAGCAGCCCGCACUCAGUCGCAGACACACACGCACAGCCACAACCCUUUUCUCUGAGCCUCCUGCUUCCCUCAGUCCCUGGUCUGUGUGGGGAGGCGACACAAAGGACUCUUGGAUUAAUGGAGUAAUCUAUGCCCAAUACAGUGAGACUGAUUUAAACUGGAUCCUGGUCUGAUGUCAUUGUGCGCAUGCUCAGGUUUGCGCGCACACACACACACACACACACACACACACACACACACACACACACACACACACACACGGGUAAACCUGGACUGAAUGUAUUGUGUUCAGCUGCUAUAUAACCUGACCUGCAGACACUCACAUGCACUUCAGGGUGCACAGAGACACAUGCACGCACCACCAGACUAACAGGGUGUAUUUCAGCAGUCCCCUUGAGGCCUUUUCCCAAUCAGCAGCAACCAGCCUGAGCACCCUUUGAUUACACAGACAGAACUGUUUCUCUGGAAGAUUGGGAUAAAGCCACUCACCUUGAUUGUUAACCAAGAAUCACCAGGAUCCUUACCGCUGCUGCUUCACCGACGAAAGCAUGAAUGCACCCCCCCGAUGCUCCAAAAUAUUUUAUCCUCUGGGCACCUGACAGGAGUCCUUCGAAUAAAGGCUCUUUUUCUGAUGAGUCAACCAGUCUUUUUGAGCUUUCUUGGCACAACUGGAUCACUGAAAAGCAGCCCGACACCAUGUUUAUCUCUGCAGCUUUCAGUUUGGACUUGUGACAAUUUGGAUCGGUGAUGCUGUAAACAAACAUUCCAAACUCAGUGAGACAAAACGUAAUGUUUGUGUUAAUGAUGAACUAACAGCAGGUUGUUUGUUUGAAUAUUCAUCUACCAUCCAACCGCUUAAAGUAAGACCUUGCUAACUUGGGAAGGGCGAGUGCACAGCUUUCGUCUGCCCUCUGUGUGACAUCAGCAUCUGUGACCCGUCAGACCUGUAGCAGUGCAACAAGACGCUCACCUUCAGGUGACCUUACAGUAAAUGCAUAGUGCAUGCACUUAUUUAAUUGGUUUGAGGACUGAUCAUCCACAAAAGACCUGUUUUACCACUGAGGAGUGAAUGCGACCAAACCGAAUAAACAAUUAUUGGCACAGAAGUGAACACACUCUACAGCAGAAGGUACAGAGUUUAUAGGUGUCAGGCCAGUCUGAUAAACUGUCCCUAAAUCAAUCUGACCCGUGCAGUAAUCGACUUGAUUACUUUAUUCAUAUAUAUUACAUUAUAUCUUUUGUUACAAGUUUCUAAUUUUAAACUUUUAAACUACCUAGAGAUUUUAUAAAAGAUUUCAAAUUAGUCAGAAGUAGAUUCAUUAAAAAGUUAUCAAAUUCUGUGUAGUUAUCAUUCAAGGAAACGUACAACACUGUUCAAGAACCAGUUGACUCAGGUAUUGCUUUGUACAUGUUCAUGAUUACAUUGUGUUGUUACCUCGCAAGUUUAGUAACAUUUGUUCUUACUUGCUGUAAGUCAAGUCAAAUGGCGGCAGAUGAAUCUGGAUAAAUUGGAUAAUUGGACUGAUUCGCCCUGAGAAGCUGGACCUAGACUGACUAAUGAUUGCACCUGCUUCUCUCUAGUAGCUGGUUCGACUGGCACCACUGGGGAGGACCUCAGGGAGACCACUCGGUUCCUCCUCCAGUGACAUUCAACCUGAACAGAAUCAUAUUUACUUCAUUAAAAAUGACAAGCAGAUAAAGACUUUAUUCAGACCUGAGCAUCAAAGCAAGACACGAACAGAGGAGAUGAAGGAGGAGAGAAGUGAAUGGAGCACUCAGAGAGAUAAGAUGAAACAGUUAUGAAUGGUAAACUGGAGAGCUGGCCAGUGGUGCGUCUCCUCUUUAGCUCUUUCUUUUAUCUAGGAAGAAAGAGAAAAUGAGAUGUCACCAAAUGUUUGUUCAUCGCUGCACUGAAACUGAACUUGAAUGUAAAAUGCCUACCUACAUACACACAGGCACAUAUGUAUUAACAGAGAGACACCUAUACACUAUUAUAAAAUACAAUACCAAUAAAAAGGUGAUUGCAUUGUAAUUUA